AUGGUGAACUUCACAGUAGAUCAGAUCCGGGCCAUCAUGGACAAGAAGGCCAAUAUCCGGAACAUGUCCGUGAUCGCUCACGUGGACCAUGGCAAGUCCACGCUGACGGACUCCCUGGUGUGUAAGGCCGGUAUCAUCGCCUCCGCCCGGGCUGGCGAGACCCGCUUCACUGACACCCGGAAGGACGAGCAGGAACGUUGCAUCACCAUCAAGUCGACGGCCAUCUCCCUCUUCUACGAGCUCUCAGAGAACGACUUGAACUUCAUCAAGCAGAGCAAGGAUGGUUCCGGUUUCCUUAUCAAUCUCAUUGACUCUCCUGGGCACGUGGACUUUUCCUCAGAGGUGACAGCUGCUCUCCGGGUCACCGAUGGUGCCUUGGUGGUAGUGGACUGUGUGUCUGGCGUGUGUGUGCAGACAGAGACCGUGCUGAGGCAGGCCAUCGCAGAGCGCAUCAAGCCUGUGCUGAUGAUGAACAAGAUGGACCGGGCUCUGCUUGAGCUGCAGCUGGAGCCUGAGGAGCUCUAUCAGACUUUCCAGCGCAUUGUGGAGAAUGUCAACGUCAUCAUCUCCACCUAUGGAGAGGGCGAGAGCGGCCCCAUGGGCAACAUCAUGAUUGACCCUGUCCUCGGGACUGUUGGCUUCGGGUCCGGUCUCCAUGGUUGGGCCUUCACUCUGAAGCAGUUUGCAGAGAUGUAUGUGGCCAAAUUUGCCGCCAAGGGUGAGGGCCAGCUGGGGCCUGCUGAGCGGGCCAAGAAGGUAGAGGACAUGAUGAAGAAGCUGUGGGGUGACCGGUACUUUGAUCCAGCCAAUGGUAAAUUCAGCAAGUCCGCCACAAGCCCUGAUGGCAAGAAGCUGCCACGGACAUUCUGCCAGCUUAUCCUGGACCCCAUCUUCAAGGUAUUUGAUGCUAUCAUGAAUUUUAAGAAAGAGGAGACAGCAAAACUGAUUGAAAAACUGGACAUCAAGUUGGACAGUGAAGAUAAGGACAAAGAAGGCAAACCACUCCUGAAGGCUGUGAUGCGCCGCUGGCUGCCCGCUGGCGAUGCCCUGCUGCAGAUGAUCACCAUCCACCUGCCCUCCCCCGUGACCGCUCAGAAGUACCGCUGCGAGCUGCUGUAUGAGGGCCCCCCCGACGACGAGGCAGCCAUGGGCAUUAAAAGCUGCGACCCCAAAGGGCCCCUUAUGAUGUACAUUUCCAAAAUGGUGCCGACCUCUGACAAAGGCCGGUUCUAUGCCUUUGGUCGAGUCUUCUCAGGGCUGGUGUCCACCGGCCUGAAGGUCAGGAUCAUGGGUCCUAACUACACCCCAGGGAAGAAGGAGGACCUGUACCUGAAGCCGAUCCAGAGAACAAUCUUGAUGAUGGGCCGUUAUGUGGAGCCCAUUGAGGAUGUGCCUUGCGGGAACAUUGUGGGCCUGGUGGGUGUGGACCAGUUCCUUGUGAAAACAGGCACCAUCACCACUUUCGAGCACGCCCACAACAUGCGAGUGAUGAAGUUCAGCGUGAGCCCUGUCGUCAGGGUUGCUGUGGAGGCCAAGAACCCGGCUGACCUGCCCAAGCUGGUGGAGGGCUUGAAGCGGCUGGCCAAGUCAGACCCCAUGGUGCAGUGCAUCAUUGAGGAGUCGGGGGAGCACAUCAUUGCUGGGGCUGGUGAGCUGCACCUGGAGAUCUGCCUGAAAGACCUGGAGGAGGACCACGCCUGCAUUCCCAUCAAGAAAUCCGAUCCUGUUGUCUCCUAUCGUGAGACAGUUAGCGAGGAGUCGAAUGUGCUCUGUCUGUCCAAGUCUCCCAAUAAGCACAAUCGACUGUACAUGAAGGCACGACCCUUUCCUGAUGGCCUGGCUGAGGACAUUGACAAGGGUGAAGUGUCUGCCCGCCAGGAGCUCAAGCAGCGGGCCCGCUACCUGGCUGAGAAGUAUGAGUGGGAUGUGGCUGAGGCACGCAAGAUCUGGUGCUUUGGGCCUGAUGGCACUGGGCCCAAUAUCCUUACUGACAUCACCAAGGGUGUGCAGUAUCUCAACGAGAUCAAGGACAGCGUAGUGGCUGGCUUCCAGUGGGCCACAAAAGAGGGGGCACUGUGUGAGGAGAACAUGCGCGGUGUACGCUUUGAUGUCCAUGAUGUGACACUGCAUGCUGAUGCUAUCCACCGAGGGGGUGGCCAGAUCAUUCCUACAGCCCGGCGCUGCCUCUACGCCAGCGUGCUGACGGCCCAGCCCCGACUCAUGGAGCCCAUCUACCUUGUGGAAAUCCAGUGUCCAGAGCAAGUGGUUGGUGGUAUCUACGGAGUCCUGAACAGGAAGCGGGGCCAUGUCUUUGAGGAGACCCAGGUGGCUGGCACCCCCAUGUUUGUUGUGAAGGCCUACCUGCCUGUCAAUGAGUCCUUCGGCUUCACCGCCGAUCUGAGAUCCAACACAGGCGGCCAGGCUUUCCCGCAGUGUGUGUUUGACCACUGGCAGAUCCUGCCUGGAGACCCCUUUGACAACACCAGCCGCCCCAGCCAGGUGGUGGCCGAGACACGUAAGCGCAAAGGCCUGAAGGAAGGCAUCCCAGCUCUGGACAACUUCCUGGACAAAUUGUAG
This is a messenger RNA of Pipistrellus nathusii (Nathusius's pipistrelle), 2577 nucleotides long. The record is from the annotation of a GenBank genome assembly. NCBI's taxonomy places the organism in Eukaryota, Metazoa, Chordata, Mammalia, Chiroptera, Vespertilionidae.